This is a messenger RNA of Diaporthe batatas, 2163 nucleotides long. RefSeq lists its product as uncharacterized. The transcript has 2 exons. Bases 1 to 2163 code for a protein of 720 amino acids. Gene Ontology annotation, biological process: carbohydrate metabolic process. The record is from RefSeq and is a predicted model, not a curated record. Lineage: Eukaryota; Fungi; Ascomycota; Sordariomycetes; Diaporthales; Diaporthaceae.
AUGGGCGACUAUGGCUGUUCGGGUCAAGAAAGCUUUGGAGACAUACCAGAGGACCGAUACAGUUGGUGGAAGUAUGUCAGGGGCCCUUAUACCAACAGGAUUCGUCCAGUUCGUUUGCUCUCCAAGUACACCAGCGGUGAUGUUAGCAACCCGGAUGCAUUACUCAAUGGCAGUGUCACCACCCUCACUAGAAAUGGGCCCAAUGAUAGCAUUCCUUCGCUCGUACUAGACUUCGGUCGGAACUAUGCAGGAGUCCUGAGCAUCGACUUCGCAGGGGCUGAACCGCCAAGUCAGGGCAUAUCCAGUGCGACUGCUCUGCCCGGCGUGACUCUCGCCUUUUCGGAAACCCUCCAGUUUCUGACCAACAGGAGCGACUUCACUAGGUCAGACAACCAACCUGAUGGCGAGAAGUUCACCAACGGGACCGAUCAGAUAGCGGUGCAGAAGCAGCCGUACACGUGGACAAACAAGCUUGGGUGCCAGUUCCCCGAGGACCGCAAGGUCUGCUCCGACGGCUUCCAUGGAUUCCGCUACCUGCGCAUCUCGCUGCAAGCUCUCGAAGAGGACGCCCCGUACACCACCAGCUUCGGGAGCGUUUCCCUCUCCGGGGUGCAGCUCGCGUACUCGGGCUUCAUCGGCACGCCCGACACCUUCGAGGGCUACUUCGAGUGCAGCAGCGAUAGCCUAAGUCAGUUAUGGUAUGAUGGGGUGUACACUAAUGACCUGACCACCGAUAUUUUUCGGGCCAACGACACAGAGCCACGUGACGCUUACGCGCCGGGCCUUGAUGGUAAGAGUGUGCUACACGAUGGGGCCAAGCGCGACCGCGACCCGUAUGUUGGCGAUCUGGCCGUGUCGGCCAUGACGCUCUACGUCAGCCAUGGGGACCCUACCCCGGCGCGGAACGUGCUGGCGGACCUGGCUGAUCACCAGAGGGCAGACGGGUGGAUCCCUCCCGCAAGCAUACGCAACUACACGCUGCCGCUAUUCGACUACCCGCUUUGGUGGGUGGUCUGCUCAUACGACCUUGUCAUGUACCACAGCGACACCGACUACCUGGACAAGUACUUUCCAAACAUGGUCAAGGUUCUCGACGUGUACUAUCCCAACUGCACAAACGCCAACGGCCUCCUCGAAAAAGGGCUGGGUAACAGCGCUGGCUACGGCGACUACGCAUUCCUGCCUCGCACGGGGGUUAUCACCUAUUACAACGCGCUGUACAUCAUGGCCCUGAAGCGUGCGGCCAAACUAGCCAGUUUCCACGGCCAAGAAGAGGACGCCGCGCGGUGGACAGCGCGUGCCGGGGCGAUCGGGCCCGCGCUCAUCAAGGAAAACUGGGACAGCAGCGUCGGGGCCUUCUUUGAUGGCGGGACCUGCCCUGGCGGUGACAACACGACGAAGUGCCCCGUCCAUGCACAGGACGGGAACAGCCUCGCGAUCCUGGCUUUUGUUGGCGGCGACUGGGACCACCGGUUCCCCAUGGGGAAAUCGAUCACAAAGUACAUGUCCAGGGCGCUCAGGCGGCCGUACGGGAACGCGUUCUACGACAGCAGCGCCCUCAGCCCCGGCGACCAGUUCGACCAGCGCGUGUACGCCUUCACCAGCUACUUCGAGGUGGCCGCGCGGUUCCUGCUCGCCGAGGAGGACACGGCGCUGGAGGAACUCGAGCGGCUCUACGGGUGGAUGAGCACCCACGACCCGUCGUCGACGUUCUGGGAGGGCAUCGGCCCGGGGGGCAAGCCGUACCAGGACGGCUUCACGUCCAUGGCGCACGGCUGGUCCACGGGCGUCACCCCGCUGCUGACCAACUACGUCCUCGGCCUGCGGCCGCUGGAGCCCGGGUUCACGAGCUUCGAGCUCGCGCCGUGCUUCCCGACGGAAGAUGUGUACUGGGCGCGGGGCAUGGUCAAGACGCCGUUCGGGAGUGUUGAGGGGGCAUGGUAUAAUAAGCCUUGGGCUUAUACCAUCGAGGUCUCUGCGCCGGCCGGGACGUCGUGUGAUGUUGUCGUGCGCCUUGUCGACGGGAAGACCAAUGUGAGUGUGGACGGACAGGCUGUUUGGACAAAGGAUGGGGGGCCGACCGCGGAAGGUGUCCGUCCUGGUGAUGGCAAGGUUGUGGUCGCUGUUCAAGGUGGGACCCGCCAUGUCAUUGAGGCAACAUAG